Vicia faba (fava bean) is the source of this 1206-nucleotide messenger RNA. The record is from the annotation of a GenBank genome assembly. Lineage: Eukaryota; Viridiplantae; Streptophyta; Magnoliopsida; Fabales; Fabaceae.
AUGGAACAGCAGAGAAGUUCCGCCGGUGGUGCGUCGCUCAGCCCUAGAUCGCCGUCGUCAUCGCAACCGUUUCUCUCCGUUUCUGUUACGGAUCCUGUUAAACUCGGCAAUGGCGUUCAGUCUUAUAUCUCUUACCGCGUCAUUACCAAAACAAAUUUUACGGAAUACCAGGCACCCGAGAAGAUUGUCAUCCGGCGUUACAGUGACUUUGUUUGGUUACGUGAUCGCCUUUUUGAGAAGUACAAAGGCAUUUUUAUUCCUGCACUUCCAGAGAAAAGUGCUGUAGAGAAAUUCCGUUUUAGUGCUGAGUUUAUCGAAAUGAGGCGACAGGCAUUGGAUGUAUUUGUAAAUAGAAUAGCAUCACAUCAUCAACUUCAACAAAGUGAGGAUCUGAUGACGUUUUUGCAGGCAGAGGAAGAGACAAUGGAAAGGCUAAGGUCCCACGAGGCUGGCAUAUUCAAGAAGCCAUCUGAUUUAAUGCAGAUUUUUAAGGAUGUGCAAUCAAAAGUGAGUGAUGUUGUCCUUGGGAAGGAGAAGCCAGUAGAAGAAUCUGAUGCUGAAUAUGAGAAGCUUAAACAUUACGUUUUUGAACUUGAAAAUCACUUGGGUGAAGCUCAAAAGCAUGCAUAUCGUCUUGUGAAGAGGCACAGAGAGUUGGGACAAUCAUUGUCAGAUUUUGGAAAAGCCGUGAAACUUCUAGGUGCUUCUGAAGGAAAUGCACUUGGGAAAGCAUUCUCUGAACUUGGGAUAAAGUCAGAGAUUUUAUCAAUCAAGCUGCAAAAGGAGGCACAUGAGCUCUUGAUGAGUUUUGAAGAACCUUUGAAAGAUUAUGUCCGUGCUGUGCAAUCUAUUAAGGCAACAAUAGCAGAGAGGGCCAAUGCCUUCAGGAGGCAAUGUGAACUGGCUGAAACAAUGAAGCUGAAGGAGAUUAAUCUUGACAAACUCAUGUUGAUUCGCUCUGAGAAAGUGGGAGAAGCUGAGCGUGAAUUUCAUGAGUUGAAGGCAGAGAGUGAACAAGCAACGAAGACAUUUGAGACAAUUGUGAAACUAAUGAAUGAAGAAAUAGGGCGUUUUCAGGAACAGAAAACAUUAGAUAUGGGGAUAGCUUUCCACGAAUUUGCCAAAGGUCAGGCACGCCUAGCAAAUGGUAUUGCAGAUGCGUGGCGGAGUUUGCUUCCUAAACUAGAGGCGUGUUCCUCUUCGUAG